AUGCUUUUCGGCGUCACCCUUCGACAGUCCAGGAGGCUGCCAUCUAUUCGCUCUGUCAGCUCAUCCUCCUGCCGGUACGCCGCUACGCAGACUUCUUCUCGUUUGGACUUCCAUGCUGUCGAUACCAAAUGGCAGCAGAGAUGGGCUGCGCAGGGUGGCAUGCCGGCGCCAUCGCAAGCGUCAGAGAAGUCCUAUAUCCUUCCCAUGUUUGCUUAUCCGUCAGGGUCUUUGCACAUGGGACAUCUGCGCGUCUACACUAUCUCCGAUGUGAUAGCCCGCUAUAGACGGAUGAAAGGCGACAAGGUGCUACAUCCUACGGGCUGGGAUGCUUUUGGUCUACCGGCUGAAAAUGCUGCUAUCGAACGCGGAGUCGAUCCUGCGGUCUGGACGGAAGACAACAUAGCGAAGAUGAAAAAACAGCUUCAGACCAUGAACACAAGUUUUGACUGGGAUGCCGAAAUAUCAACAUGUUCGCCAUUGUUUUACAAGCACACUCAGGGCAUUUUUCUCAAACUGUUUCAUCGAGGGUUGGCAUAUCAAGCAGAAGCAUUAGUGAAUUAUGAUCCUGUCGACAAGACUGUCCUUGCAAAUGAACAGGUCGACAGCAAUGGCCGUUCCUGGAGAUCAGGAGCUAUGGUGCAACAAAUCAAACUCCGCCAAUGGUUCUUCCGAAUCACGGCAUAUAGAGAAGCACUGCUCCGUGAUCUUGACUAUUUGUCCGAGGGUGGUAAAUGGCCGGAAAGGGUGAUCUCUCAGCAGCAAAAUUGGAUUGGUCGUUCUACCGGUGCGCGCAUUCAGUUCAGUUUGCAGAAUGAUAGUGGAAAUUCUGUGCCUGUUCAUGUCUUCACCACUCGGCCAGACACUUUAUUCGGUGUGAAGUAUGUCGCCUUGUCCAUGACACACCCACUUGUGCAACAGUUGGCUACGCAGUCCCCAGAACUGCAAGCUUUCCUGGACAGAAGAGCUUCUUUUGCGCCGGACUCAAAGGAGGGCUUCGAGUUGCCUCUCCGAGCACUCAACCCUCUCUCACACAUCCACAACACGAAUCAAGAACCACUACCGGUGUUCACUGCACCCUAUGUGCUCGAAGAUUACGGCGAAGGAGCGGUCAUGGGUGUUCCUGCCCAUGAUUCUCGAGAUUUAAGCUUUUGGAAGCUUCACAGGCCCUCGUCUCCUAUCCCGGUGGUCAUACAACCAGCAAAUGCCGACGACUUAUUGACCGAAAUCGAUCCUUCUGACAUGAAAGAAGCAUAUACCAACCCCGGCGUUUUAACCCCAGCAUGUGGUCCCUAUGGGGGUCUGCCCAGCGAUCAAGCGGGCACCAAACUCGUGGAGAAUCUACGUGAACAUGGCUUAGCGGAAGAGUAUGAAACAUGGCGACUGCGUGACUGGUUGGUGAGCCGACAGAGGUAUUGGGGAACGCCGAUCCCAAUCGUGCAUUGUCCUGAAUGUGGGACAGUGCCGGUCCCGGCUAAGGAUCUCCCUGUUGUACUACCGCGCCUUGAUACGUCCAUCAAAGGUCAGACGGGGAAUCCACUGGACAAGAUCGAGGAGUGGGUCAAUUGCAAAUGUCCUAGCUGUGGUGGACCGGCCAAAAGAGAGACGGAUACCAUGGAUACGUUUGUCGACUCUUCAUGGUACUUCAUGCGCUUCCCAGACCCCACCAACGGAAAGGAGGCGUUCUCGCGAGAGUCCGCUGAAAGCAUGCUCCCCGUCGACGUUUACGUGGGUGGGAUUGAGCAUGCCAUCCUGCAUCUGCUCUAUGCUCGCUUCAUUUAUAAAUUUCUUUGCAGUGAGGGCCUUGUUCCCCAUCAGAUUGGGAGCCAGGAGCCGUUUCAGAGGCUCAUAGCACAAGGCAUGGUCCAUGGAAAAACAUUCUCAGAUCCCGAUACUGGCCGGUUCCUGCUCCCCGGAGAAGUCGACUUUGAGGGCGAAACGCCUGUCAUCAAGUCUACACGCAAGCCCGCUAACAUCAGCUGGGAGAAAAUGUCCAAGAGCAAACAUAAUGGUGUUGAUCCGUCUGCCUUGAUUGAGAAGUUUGGGGCAGAUGCCUUGCGGGCUCAUAUUCUCUUCGCAGCUCCAGUCAGUGAAGUGUUGCAGUGGGACGAAGAAAAGAUUGUCGGUAUUCAGCGAUGGUUUGGACGAGUCAAUCGCCUCGUUUCUGAUAUUGGUGAUGAAGGAUAUGCCACUGCAGGCGAGGAUUUGUCAACGUGUCUGACUGACCUUGCUUCGUUGUCUGAAGAUGACAUUGAUGUCUUGCUUCUUGCUCAAACAACCAGCAGGAGCAUAUCCCACACUUUCUCCAACGACAUCUACAGUCUCAAUACGGCUGUGUCCGAUCUGAUCAAGCUUACCAACGCACUUCAUGAUAUUGGAGUUAAAAAGCUGAAACUGGUGGUCGCAUAUCACACAGUUGCCGCCCUGCUUCGAAUGAUGGCUCCAAUCACACCAGCCUUUGCCGAAGAGUGUUGGGAGGGCCUUGGGGCAGGCCAACAACCAGGAAGUAUUUUCAGCAGAACUUGGACUGGCGAUUUGUUGACACCAGAGCAAGAAUCUGCCAUGCGCGGUCGCAAGAAAUCCAUUACCUGCGCAGUGCAGAUAAAUGGUAAGCUUCGGUUUACCGCGCAAGUUCCAUCCAAUCAAACGCAAGGCACUACUGCCGCUGAUAAAGCCGCCAGGGAGGCAGAGAUACUCGAUGCCGUUCUCAAGACACCAGAAGGCCGAGUGUGGCUACAAGAAAAGAAUGAUUGGGAAAAGCGAAAAAGAGUGGUGGUCGUUGGUGGCGGCAAGGUACUGAAUGUGGUCUUCUAA
This is a messenger RNA of Exophiala dermatitidis NIH/UT8656, 2811 nucleotides long. Its product is annotated as leucyl-tRNA synthetase. The transcript has 3 exons. Lineage: Eukaryota; Fungi; Ascomycota; Eurotiomycetes; Chaetothyriales; Herpotrichiellaceae. The coding region runs from base 1 to 2811 and encodes 936 amino acids. Gene Ontology annotation, cellular component: mitochondrion. The record is from RefSeq and is a predicted model, not a curated record. Gene Ontology annotation, biological process: mitochondrial translation; leucyl-tRNA aminoacylation. Gene Ontology annotation, molecular function: ATP binding; leucine-tRNA ligase activity; aminoacyl-tRNA deacylase activity.